GAAGCAGUAGACCAGGUAAAUCUCCAGUUAUACAGAGUCACCGGUGAAUAAUGACCCAACCCUUUUACUGUAUCUUUGGCGUUUAAUGGCAAUAGAAUAUGCGGAUGUGGGGCUGGUGUCGGGGCAUCUGAGCCAUAAUUACCUUUAAACCCCGAAUCAUCAGGUUUCCCCGCCGGGACUCUGUGACUGUCAGGGCCAGAGCCAUGUUGUCAGCAGAGGAGAUCUUGAGUAGCACAAAGCAGGUGAUUGCAGGACUGGAGGCUCUGCGUGGAGAGAACCGCACCCUGCUGGACAACCUGCAAGAGACGCUGCUGAGCCGGACAACCAGCGAGAGCAACAGCCUAGAGGAGGAGAAGAGUGGCAUCAUUUUACAGUCCCUGGACAGAAUUGAACUGGGAUUAGGGGAGGCACAGAUGAUGAUGGCUCUGUCAGCGCACUUGGGUUCUCUGGAGGCAGAGAAGCAAAAACUGCGUGCUCAGGUGAGGCGGCUGUGCCAGGAGAACCAGUGGCUGCGAGAUGAGCUGACUGGAGCUCAGCAGAAGCUGCAGGAGCGUGAGCAGGAUGUGGUGACACUGGAGGAGCAGAACAAACACCUGCAGUUCAUGAACAGCAUCCGCAAGUACGACCCAGACGAACUGACGCUGGAGAAUAAAGGCAGUUCCUCAGUUAAGGAGUCUCUUGAUGAUCUUUUUCCCACUGAUGAAGAAGAGCAAACACAAAUGUCUCAGCCACAUCGUAGUGCUGUAACCGCAGCCCACCAGGCGGGGUAUGAGAUCCCUGCCAGACUUAGAACCCUACACAACUUGGUGAUUCAGUAUGCCUCUCAGGGCCGCUAUGAGGUAGCCGUGCCUCUUUGCAAACAGGCCCUGGAGGACCUGGAGAAAACAUCUGGACACAGCCACCCAGAUGUGGCUACGAUGUUAAACAUCUUGGCUCUUGUGUACAGGGACCAGAACAAAUAUAAAGAAGCUGCCACUCUGCUGAAUGAUGCACUGGCAAUACGUGAGGAGACACUUGGCAUGGACCACCCGGCAGUCGCAGCUACCCUGAAUAAUCUGGCUGUGCUCUAUGGUAAACGAGGGAAGUAUAAAGAAGCAGAGCCUCUGUGCAAAAGAGCAUUGGAGAUCAGGGAAAAGGUGUUGGGGAAAGACCACCCUGAUGUUGCGAAGCAGCUCAAUAAUCUGGCUCUACUGUGCCAGAACCAGGGCAAGUACCAAGAGGUCGAGGACUACUAUGGGAGAGCCCUGCAAAUUUACCAGAAUCGGCUGGGCCCAGAUGAUGCCAAUGUGGCCAAAACCAAAAACAACCUGGCCUCAUGCUACCUCAAGCAGGGGAAGUACAGACAAGCUGAAGCUCUGUAUAAAGAGAUCCUGACACGUGCUCAUGAGGAGGAGUUCGGAUCAGUGGAGGGAGAUGGAAGACCAGUUUGGACACACACCACAAAGGGAGGCUCUAGACAGGAAAGCUUGAAGCGCAGUGGUUCUUUUACAAAGCUUCGGGAAUCUUUGAGGCGGAGCAGUGAAAAACUGGUUAAGAAGCUAAAAGGGGCUGGAACACAAGAAACAGCGCCUCGCAAUCCUGGAAUGAAAAGGGCAAAUUCCCUCAAUGUGCUGAAUGUAGGAAUAAGGGAAAGUCAGGACGCUGUAAUGGAUCUCAGCAGGCUGACGGACAGUCGUGCUCUCAGCUCCAGUACGCAGAGUUUAGCCCGUAGGAGCUCAUUAAGUGGAGAAGGUUAAUCUUUCCUCUUCAAGGUCCUGCUCCUGUCUUCAAACAGCUACAUGAAUCAUGUCUAUAACCGACAAAGUAUUUAUCUCAAAUGAAGAUUAAGUGGACCACACUAAACUGGAGCUAAGUAAAGAUUCCUCAGAGGAAGCAGAUGGAGUAUACAACAAAAGAUAUGGCGCGUCUUUUCUUUCUGACCCUGCAAGCCUGUUGCACGGAACCAUUACCUUACUACAUGCAGCUGUAUCUAACAUGGCCAUUUCACUUCAUUAUUAGACGCAUUAGAGUUAUUUCUAUUUAUAUGGUAUAUUUUAUGGCCUACAUUCUGAAGUGAUAAACACUCGCAUUGUGAAACAAGAGACUAUUUCAAAUGCAGGUUUUUAGUAGGGUUUGGUGGUUUACUGCUAUAUCUUCUGCUCUGUGUAGAUCUUGAAAGUGUGGGUUGUGUAAAACCAGAAGAAUGAUAUGUACAGUACUGUGCAAAAGUCUUAGGCACCUUAUUAUUUUUAGUACAAACUUUGUUAUAGACUUUUAUUUUAUGACUUCUAUAUUGUGGAACCAGUACAAAAACAUUUUAGAUUUCCAAACAUUAGUUUUCCAGCACAAAAUUAAAUGUUACAGAAGAACGUUUGUAUGCCAGUAAAGAACGCUGCAUAUUACAUAGACACUUUUCAGAUAAAAGCAUAAUGAAGGCUGCUAGAUUUUACUAUAAAAUUAAGACGUGCAACAGUUAAAGUGUCCAGAACUGCAGCUGGUUCUAGAAGAUGCUCAGUAAAACCUACAGCUCAUUUCCUUAUAAAACUGUACUAACUGGACCUGAGACUAUUUAAAAAAAAAUGCAUUGCUGCUUUUUUUAAAUGUAGAAACAUUUAAUUUCAUUAUUUUUGAAAGUAUCUUUGCUCAUCAUUUCAUUGCAUGUACCUUUUGCAUAGUACUGUAGGUUACUCUGUUGUUGUUUAAGUGAUGAACAUUCCAAGUUGUUUUACAUUUUAUUGCUGUAAUCUAAGAUUCACUUUAUAAGCGACUGUACAGACUCAGUAUGGUAAUGCUGUAGAACAAUAAAACUUUCAUCUGUCAUUCACAAUACUUCCUUCAAAUGGAUUGAUUGCUGUGACAUUCCAAACUGUGGAUGACGAAAAGAAAUGAAUGCUUGUACAUAAGCUAUACAUUCUGAACCUGUUCAUUGGUUCCUUCCAUAACUUAGAUGCAUAAGUGGGGUCCAAACGGACCCCAGUGGUAGUUUUGUUGCAAAAUCUUUGUCAUUUUACAAUUAUAUUGUCUAACCUUCCAUGUAUUCCUCAAAUAGGGUGUUUUUGAUAUGUUCUCAUUUGGAUUUGUAUGUAUAGUUUUUUUUCUUUUAAGUUAUUUUAUAUUUUGUAUCAAUACCCAACUUUUCCAUAAGUGGGGUCCAAACGGACCCCAAGCAUUUUAUAUGGAGUUUCGGUUGAUAUCCCUAGGAACUUUUUAUUUUUGUCACCUCUGGUUGUCAGGAAUACAUUUGUUGCCGAUCAACACAUCUACUGCUUACAUUCUCACCACCCUGAAGAGCAUUUUUACUCAGCAGCACACAUGUAAGUAUUAUCAUCAGUUUUAUUCGCCAUACAAUAGUCCUAAAAUGUUAACUUAUUUUCAACAUCAAUGAAUCUUGUGUGAUUGUGUUGUUACUGCAUACUUAUGUUGUUCUAUACUUAUUUUUAUUACACUAGCUUACUGUGCUAACAGUAAAGUAUGGCUUCCAAACUGCAACCUCAAUGAUGAGAAAACCUUGAAGAAAAAGGGAAGAGGGACAUUUGAUGUCAGAGUGGAGAAGAACCACAACAUUUGUGCUGUGACAUGGUACGACACCCGUCAGGUGACACUUGUGUCAUCCUUUACUGGCCCAGAACCAGUGUAAAAGGUUAAACGUUGGGACAAAACUGCCAAAACAUUUGUGGAAGUUCAGAGGCCUAACAUCGUGGCGACCUACAACAAAAACAUGGGGGGAGUGGAUUUGCUGGACUCAUUUGCGGCCAAGUACAAGUUUCCUCUCAAGUCCCAUCGUUGGUACAUCUACAUCUUCUGGCACACAAUUAUUCUAGCUGUGAUCAACACUUGGCUCCUGUACAAACGGGACUGCAAGGUCUGGGCUAUUCCAAAGAAAGAGAUCCUGAUCAGGAGACGGUUUUAGGCCCAGUUGGCAUCCUCCCUUAUCCUGACUGGCACAUCUGUCCCAGUGCCAAAGCGAGGGUGGCCAUCCUCAAGCCCUAUGAGUUCUCCAGCUGCUAGGCCCUCUAAGAGGAGAAAUGCACACCCACCAAGUGAUGUCUGCAAAGACAUGACUGGGCAUUUCCCCAUCAAAGCUGACGGGGGAAGGUGCAAACAGUGUGCUAAUGGCUACACUAACACUGUUUGUAUGAAGUGUGAUGUCCGCCUUUGUUUUUCAGAACAAAGAAACUGCUUUUUGGACUACCAUAGGUAAAGAAGGGAGAUGUAAAAAUGCAUCUUAAGUUUGUUUUCAGAUUUGUACAUACAGCAUUCAUCCAGUGUUUUUAAAGAGUGGAAAUUACUUUUUUUGAAUAAAUUACUUGUCAUAAAACAAUAUAA
Neoarius graeffei (lesser salmon catfish) is the source of this 4305-nucleotide messenger RNA. It is a transcript of the gene klc3, whose product is annotated as kinesin light chain 3. The record is from RefSeq and is a predicted model, not a curated record. Gene Ontology annotation, molecular function: kinesin binding. Gene Ontology annotation, cellular component: kinesin complex; membrane-bounded organelle; cytoplasm. Gene Ontology annotation, biological process: axo-dendritic transport. Bases 204 to 1736 code for a protein of 510 amino acids. The transcript is spliced from 13 exons. NCBI's taxonomy places the organism in Eukaryota, Metazoa, Chordata, Actinopteri, Siluriformes, Ariidae.